Molecule: messenger RNA, 4038 nt
Organism: Amoebophrya sp. A120
Lineage: Eukaryota; Dinophyceae; Syndiniales; Amoebophryaceae
Source: the annotation of a GenBank genome assembly
UGUGUCUGUCUUAGUUUGAGGUAUAGCAGCGUAGACCAACACAGAAAAUGAACAAAAUGGAGCUCUGUGAGCUCUCUGGAUCUGCGCUCUCCACAAGUCGCAUCACGUUGCGGCUCCGGCGACUCGCGAGAAUUCUCCUGUGCGGUUACGAACACGAACGCACUUGUUUGCACAGUGGCGAAAAGUUGUCCACAGACUCAGCAUCUUCAUGCCCCCGCACCCGCUCUUCACAACAGUACCAUCACUAUCAGGACGAGUCUGUCCGCACCUGGCUCACAGCGCGACACUUGCUGUGGCUCGCAAUCUACCAGGAGUGGAACGUAUCAAAUGUAAAAAUGUCUGGGUCUGGAAGAAUCCGAACUUGUGAUGCUGCAUUUGGAUUCUAAAAAAAUCCAUGACUUGCAACCCUCUGAUAGAAUUGAUAACCGGAAAACCUCCCUGAAGGCUUUCGAGGGGUGGCAGUGCGAGAAUUUCGCAAACGGGCCGCGCGUGGACGCGUGGGCCACAAGGGGCCCGCCUUCCGUCUGGGGCAGUUUCUUUUUGAGAAACAACCCGCCAACAUUCCGUCCAACAACAGGGCGCGAGGCCCGUGCUUUCUGACUUCCGACAAAUUUUCAUCGUUGAAAAGUGAGAAGCUACGGACUUCUCACUGUGUUUCCACUGGUCUUCUAGAAAAGGAGUGAAAAGUCAGCGACUUCUCGUUUCUGAAGCAUUUUCUUUCUGGAAAAGUGAGAAAUCAGUGAUUUGUCACUUCUGAAAAGUUUUCAUGUUGAAAAGCGAGAAGUCGCUCCGCUGACUUCUGAAAAGUUUUCAUUUGGGAAAAGUGAGAAAUCACUGAUUUCUCACUCGGCUUCUCGAACAAUCCGAGAAACGGAGUGGGAAAAAUGUGACUUCUCACUUUGCAAGACUCUCACUCUGGUCGGAGUCGCGUUGACUCUUCCCAGAGUGAGAAUUUUUCAAAAGUGAGAAAUCAGUGAUUUCUCACUACUUUUCUCGAAGGUACCCGAGCGCCAAAUUUCUUCGGGGCCCGGGUACCUUCGAGAAAAGUAGUGAGAAAUCACUGAUUUCUCACUUUUGAAAAAUUCUCACUCUGGAGUCGGACUCCAAAAAGGUUUCCAGCCGUCAAGAUUUCGCGAGAGUGAGAAAUCACUGAUUUCUCACUUCUUUUCUCUAAGCCUUUCGGGAUGUGUAGGCGACUUCUCACUCCGAGUGAAAAAGCCAGUGAGCUUUCACUUGGUUUUUUGAAUGUCUUCAGGAGGCAGCGCGAAAGCUCGCUGCGUGCGAAAAGUUCAUGGAAUUUCACUCCCCCACUUCUCCAGCCUAUUCGUAAAACGGAGCGAAAAGGAGCGGACUUUUUACUCCCUUCCUGAGGGGACCUCUGGGCGAGCCCGAAGUGCAAAGCCAGCGCGCUUUCGCUUUUGUUGUCAGCGCGCUCGCAAAGUCAGCCGGCUUUGAUUGCCCCCCUAGGGGGAUUUGUUUUGUGCCGUCGAUCUUCGUGCUGCUGCAGAGGUUUGCGAAGCUUCAAAACAAAGAGCUACUAACUUACGCUAGCGCGCCAAACUGAUCGACUUGGCGCGAAUUCUGUUUCACGAAGGCGUCCGGAGAAAUUUUCCGGCGAAAAGGGGGGGGCUUUUGCAAGUCAUGAAAAAAUCUGUAUUGCAUGACCAACAAAGGGAAUGCAAUUUUGGCUACGCGGAGAGGGAAUUUGUCAUGCGGAAUACGCAUCAACAAGACCUUAAAAAAUCCGUAUUGCUAGGGUAUGCAUCACAGACAUCAUGGCUCAUGCAAAACGUGCGUGACAAGUGUCAGAAUCUUCCAGACCCAGACAUUUUUACAUUUGAUAGAACGGCGGGCUGGCGCGCACCGACUCGAGUCGAGAAGUGAUUUUCUGGCACGUAUCAAAAUGAAAAAUCCCCCCUCCCCAUAUCAAAAAUCAAAAUGGAAAUUUCUGAUGCUGAUUUGUGUACACAAAUCCGAUUUGUCUUGCAGUACAGCACUCCUGCCAGAUCCGCAGCCUGGGUGGGAGCGCUCAGGUCUAGUUGUUCAGCAUUGCAAACGGCUACCCUCUAGGACCAACAGCAUGCCAAAUCGCUUCACAAUUGGGCGGAUGCCUCUGCACUUGUCUUCUUGCAAGACAAACCUGAUUUGUGGUCACAAAUCAGCAACGCAAAUAUUCGGAAACGUACCUUUUCAAUAUGGGGAGGGGGGAUCUUUCCUCUCAAUAGCACGACUUCUGGUGUUGCAGCGUGAUAACGGGUCUUCUCUGGAUUACGGAUUACUGCAUCCUCUUGGGACUUUGCAUUUGGUACAUUUCGAAGGCCCUCGAGAAGAAGCACAAGAGCGAGAGGACAAGCAGUGCGUCCAGGUGUGAAAAGAGCUCACAAGAAAAAGGACCGCUGCGAGAUAAGUCUUCGGGCGAGCAGACGAAUUCAUCUCGCAAAAGCGAAGCGGAAAUGAAGGCAUCUCCCAGAACGCAUGACUCUUGUGCCACAGAACUUGGGCUUGUACGAUCCUCCUCAUCUGUGGAGCCUUCUCUUGAGCUCAGGCGGCGGCGCCAUGUGGAUACAAGUUGCUCUGUAACUUUGAACGAGCAGCCCCAUCCAACACAUGAAAGUAGCCUGCUACCAGUACCAAUUGACCCCUUGUCAUUUGGUUCCGGGGGUACACCUGCGGCUGCGGCCGAGAAGCAGCGUAAUAAAGCGAGCAAAAGGGAGAAAACACAAAUAAAGGCUCCAGCAGCUGCGCCGAUACUGUUUUUCAAGAUAAGCAAAAAGCUGCGCUUCACCCUCGAGCUCCUCGCGGUCCUGCUUGCAUCCUACCUGUUCUUCGAUUUCUUCAGUGCCAUCUGGCACUGUGCCUUGGAUCAAAACAUGGGCACGUUUCUCAACGGCGGCCGCCGCACUUUCACCGAGGACCAUCACGUCGACGUGCAGAUCUUCAAUGAGUUCACGAAUUACGAGCUCCUGGCGUACACCAACCCGCCACUGUGGGUCCUGGCUGUGCUCUUCGAGCUGUCCUACUGGUGGCUGCUAACGGCGGCGGGCAAAGAACAGCGCACGGAAGUAGAGGAGACGACGAAUUCGAUCGCGCAGCAAAAGAAGGCUACAACAAGCACGAAGACGGCAAAGCACAAGCAGCUGCAGAAAAAUUACAAGCAACGCGGGUUCCUCUGUGUCUUCUUCCUUUUCGCGAUGGUGCAGUGUAAUGUAAGUACACUCACGCACCACUUUGCGCACCGACGCACCCACGACCUCUAUGUGCCGGAGUGGUGGAAAGUCAUGCAGGUAUAGCAACGGAUUCAUUUUCAUUUGGAUGCAAAAGCAAAACCUGUGUGGUUCUUUGGCAUUAGUAAUGCCACUCCCGUUUCAGCUGUUGCAAUUCCAAUUGAUGCCCAAUCGGUGAUACCACUGAAAUCGAAAUCGAAAUCGAAAAAAAAUAUCAGGACUACAAUAUCUUUCUCUCCGGACCGCACCAUCGGAACCACCACAAUAUCGAGGCUUGUUGGGACGGAAAGUGGAGCGUUUAUGUCGGUUGGAUGGACUUCCUGUGGGAUUUCAUUUACCAAGACAUUUUUGCGCAAACCUCCUCGGAAGCGAAAUACGGUUUGUGCGCGCCACGACGGUGAGUAAAACUGGAAGUGCAUUGCUUCCUCAGUAUGUUUCUACCUUUGAAUGCGGAUCUCUUCUUGCUUCGAUCGAUGUCGACAUUGAAUUUUUUAUUUUACUAGUUGUAGUUUGCGUUACGGCUGCUCGAGAGCGAGACAGAAAAAAAUGAUUUCCGUACUCUGCCUUGAGCAGUGGACGUCGUGGGAUGACUUUUUCUAAAAACGACUUAGAGAACGAGAACUUCGCUUUUCCUUUUUGUUGCGGCGCCUUACUUUCGAUCACAUGCCGGACAGACGCGGGACGGUGAUGGUUUCCUGAAACUGUGAACAACCAGAAAUGAUGUUGCUGCUCGUACCUGUUUUAGAACUACUAGAGCUCUUGGGAUACUUGUUUCAACGCCAUCAAUGUGUAGAUGCGCCCUUUGUUUCGCAAG